AUGAGUGAUCGUCACUCUUCUGAUUUAGUCUCUAUAGACUCAGAGGUUUCGAGAGACCAUGACAAGCCCGUGGUUUUGACCGAAGACAAUCAGGAGAAACAUCAGAAUGAGGGGAGCGGUGCAUCACUAGCAGUUUCCAUGACAAAUCCUUCGUCGUACAAACUUGACAAGUCGAAGAUAGUACCUAGAGAGAAACGGCGAGGACUCUUUUCAAUGUUACUUUUGAUUCCUGAAUACGAUAACCCUCGAGACUUGCCACAGAUGAUAAAAUAUAUUAUCGUGUUUAACGUUGCUUUCUGCGCGAUGAUAGGACCAAUGGGUACAUCUAUUCUUCUCCCAGCCACAAAUAAUAUUUGCGACGAACUGCAUACUUCCGUUACAAUCGUCAACGUCAGUAUUGGUAUUUAUUUGAUCACACUGGGAGUCUUCCCGCUUUGGUGGUCAAGCUUCAGUGAGAGACACGGGAGGCGGUCUAUUUAUUUGGUUAGUUUCAUUCUCUAUUUUGCAUUUACCAUCGGAUGUGCAUUAUCGAAGUCAAUAGGGAUGCUUAUAGGAUUCAGGGUUCUAUCAGGAGCCUGUGCCGCCAGUGUGCAAGCGGUCGGGGCAGGAAGUAUAUCAGAUUUGUAUCCGAUUAAUCAGAGAGGAGCUGCUAUGGGUAUAUUCUAUCUUGGUCCGUUGGCUGCUCCACUCCUGUCUCCGAUUGUUGGUGGUGCCAUUACUUCGAGAAAGAGUUUCGGCUGGAGAGGUACCCAGUGGUUUUUGGUGAUUUUGUCAGGAGUUUGCAUUGUCCUUCUAAUUUUUGCACAGCCAGAGACACUUCGACUACAAGAUAAUAGAGAAGCUAUUCGGAAGAUUUUGAGAGAACGCUUGAAGAAGAAUGCAGAUGAAGAACGAGGGCCUCCAGAGGAUAAUGAGAGGUCAGACGAACAAGUCGAUAGAAUUUUGUCGCGACUUUCUAGACAGCCCUCUAGACUCGAAGAGUCAGACCCAGUGGAUACAGUUACGCCCAUUGGGCGUAUGUCGACUCAUGUUUCUCAAAGCCGGCACCAAGAAGAUUUAGAAAGACUCAGGGUGGAGGUUGAAAAUCUAGAACAGCCAGGGAAGGAGGGAAAGGUUGCAACCUUGAAGCGGACUUUAUAUGUCUACGGUUUUUUGCCAUUGAAGUCUCUUCAUUUUUUGAGAUAUCCACCCGUUUUUCUAGCUAUCUGCUACUCUGCUCCAUGUUUCGCCGUGUUAUACUUUGUCAAUAUGACGCUUUCAUACUGCUAUUCUCGACCUCCUUACAACUUCAACUCCCUUUUGGUUGGUCUGGUUUACAUUCCAAACUCGGUGACUUACAUUAUAGCCUCGAUCUGGGGAGGCCGAUUCACAGACUAUUUACUUGAAAAGAAGCGGCAAAAGUACGGUAUCAUUGCCCCUGAGGCACGUUUUGGUAUCAAUGUCUACUUGGCUGCUGGUAUAUUUCCCUGUUCGCUUCUGAUUACCGGAUGGUGUCUGGAUAAGAAGGAGCACUGGGUUACGCCAUUAGUCGGAACAGCUCUUUUUGGAUUCGCUCAGAUGAUCGUUAUCGGAACUACAGUGACGUACAUUGCUGACUCUCUACCUGGCAGAGGUGCCACGGGAAUUGCAUUGUCCAAUUUUGUCCGGAUGCUUUUGGCAGCAGGCGCUUCCUUUGCCACAGAGCCUUUAAUCAGAGCUUUGGGCACUGGAGUCCUGUUCUCCAUUUUGGCAGGGUGCACUAUCGUUCUCUCCAGCAUUUUGGCUAUACUUAAAUUUCGUGCUGACUAUUGGCGAGAGACGUAUAAUUUGGAGAGACUUUAUGAUAUAGUGGACGAUUCAUAA
Messenger RNA from Ogataea haglerorum, 1842 nucleotides. RefSeq lists its product as uncharacterized. The record is from RefSeq and is a predicted model, not a curated record. NCBI's taxonomy places the organism in Eukaryota, Fungi, Ascomycota, Pichiomycetes, Pichiales, Pichiaceae. Gene Ontology annotation, molecular function: polyamine transmembrane transporter activity. The transcript has a single exon. Bases 1 to 1842 code for a protein of 613 amino acids. Gene Ontology annotation, biological process: transmembrane transport; intracellular polyamine homeostasis.